Molecule: messenger RNA, 2643 nt
Organism: Ceutorhynchus assimilis (cabbage seed weevil)
Lineage: Eukaryota; Metazoa; Arthropoda; Insecta; Coleoptera; Curculionidae
Source: the annotation of a GenBank genome assembly
AUGCAUGGAACACAUUUUCGUCGCAGUAAAAAUGCUGUUUACUGUGCUCGAUACCGGCGAAAACAAAAGCUUCUUCAAGAAGCUGAAAUAGCAGGUACAGCACUUACAGCAGCAUUGUCUGAUAAAAUAAAUUCAAAUCUAAAUGAAAUACCAGGAGAAAUAUUUCAUGAGGCCAAUGAAGGAGCUUCGUCAAGCCUUAGCCCCAAUGCCUCUAAUGCACAUGCUUUUAUAGACGCUUUAGCAUUGAAUAAUGACAAAUCUUUAUUAACUGUUCCAAAUAUUAAUGUACCUUUGCCUUUAAUAACUGACUCGGAUGUAGAAAUAUCUGAUGAAAAUAAAUCUAAAAAGUUACAGAUCUUUUUGAGACACUGGAGUCUUACAAAUGAUAUUCGGGCAGUACAACUAAAUAGUCUUAUUAGAGGUCUCAACGAAAUAUUUCCUGAUAUUCAUUUACCUCGAGAUACCAUUUAUUGUGGUACGUGUAAACCAAACAAUAUUGAACGUUAUUUCCAGGAUUUUAUUCCCGAAAUCAACGAUCUAAUAUCUAACGGUCUUGUUAUAGGAAACACCAAUAUAAAAAUAUGUUUACUUGCUUUUACAUGUGAUGCUCCUGCACGUUCAUUUAUCAAAUGUACUAUAGGGCACAAUGGUACUUACGGCUGUGAUCGAUGUGAUCAGAAAGGUACAUACUAUAAAAAUAGAAUAGUGUAUUUGGGUUCUGUUCGUAAAGAAAGAACUAAUGACGAAUUUAAGAAUAGGGUCUGUGUCAAACAUCAUGUGAGUGAAACACCAUUACUAAGAAUAAAUGAGAUUAAUAUAAUUAAGGAUUUCGCCCUUGACUACAUGCAUUUAUGUUACUUAGGGGUAAUGCGAAAACUUUUAUAUUGGGUAAAAAAAUGUGAUUUUAAAAGCGUUAGGCUGCCAUUAAGGUUAAGACAUAUAAUUUCAAAGAGACUAAAAUAUUUUGCUUCCUCAAUACCAUCCGAACUUAAUCGUAAACCAAGAUCCUUGGAUGAUUUGCUUAGGUUUAAAGCAACUGAGCUCAGGCUUAUAUUGCUUUAUUUGGGCCCAGAUAUAUUCUGUGGUGUGUUAGACAAAAAUGUGUAUGACCAUUUUAUACUUUUUCAUGUUGCUAUAAGAAUUCUUUUAUCUCCGAAAUAUGUCGAUACUGAUUGGAUAGAUUUGGCAAAAGAAAUUCUUACUAGUUUUGUAGAUAAUUUUAUUAACUUGUAUGGUCGUGACUCAUGUAUCUACAAUGUUCAUAGUUUAAUACAUUUAGCUGAUGAUAGUUCACACUUUAAAACGACUCUAAAUGAAAUUAGCUGCUUUCCAUUUAAAAGUUUCUUAGGAAGAUUUAAAAAAAAUGAUAAGGAAACCCAAUCAACCUCUAGAACAAAUUUGGAUUUCGUUAAAGAAACUUCUGAUUUAAGUAACAGUGGAAUCAUUAUUAAUAACAAAAGCUUCGAUUUUGUUGUGAACAUGUUAAUAUGUGAUUUGCCAGCUAAAUCUUUCGUUUUAAAUAUAACGGGACACAAUGGAUACUUCAGUUGCACUAAGUGUACAUUAGAAGGUGACUUUUCAAACACUUUAUAUUUUCCAGAAGUAGAAUAUACUAAACGGGCUAAUGAUUCCUUUAGAUUGCACCUACAGCCUGAACAUCAUAACGGCAGAACUAUUUUAGAAAACAUACCUAAUUUUAAUAUGGUUGAAUCUGUCCCUAUUGAUUACAUGCACUGUAUUCUAUUGGGAGUAAUGAAAAGAAUAUUGUAUCAUAAAACUUUUGGAUGGGUUUUUGGCAAACCCCCUUUUAAGCUCCAGGCAUCCAAAGUCAAUUGCAUGGCUCAGAAACUACAACAGAUAAAACUUUUUAUACCCUUUGAAUUCAGCCAAAUUUUUGGUUUGAGAUCAGAUCCCGAGCUACAUACUUCUAUAUUAUCAGCCACAAACACAAGCUGUGUACGAUCUGUGCCUAUUAUUACUACAUCUGGACGGUCCGAAAGAACUGCAGAAGAAACGUCGGAAGAGUCGCGUCCCGGGCCAAUAAGUACUUCAGUGCCAAAAACAAUAAGUUGCCUGCAAGGAUCGUCCAGUAUUUUGCAAGGAAACCAUGUUGCAAAAUUUUCAUCUGAUUUUAAAAAGUUAGUAACAGACGAACUUUCAAGAUUACAUUUAAAAGUUGAUGACAAUGUCAAUAGUGUGUUACAAUUACUGCGACAAAAGGAAGUAAAUAUCAAAAAUGCAUCUUUGGAUGAAAUACACAGCCUUCAUAACAGGUUACCUGUGCAGUCCAAACAGGACCUAAUUGAAUUGGAAGAAUGGCUUCAAGAUAAGGACCAUUAUAAAUUAGCGCUUAAUGAGUUUCAAAGGUUUGGACGGCAGUCGUUGGCCCAAGCAACUAGGAAAAUUUUAUAUAGAACAAUAAGCAAUGAUGCAGCCAUGAGCUACUCAUGGGAUGGAGCGAGAGGAAAAAAUCCCUUCAAAACUCUUGCACUGGCUAAAUGUUUGCUAGACGCUAAUAAAAUUCAAUAUCCAACUGCGAAGGAAAUGGAAAUAGUUAAUGUAAUUAAAAUGUGGCUGGUUAAGGCCAAAGAAAGAGCCAAGAAGGUAGAAAUAGCUGUGGCACCAAACGAUACUAACCAGUGA